UGAGGAGCGGAGUUGGAGCGCAUCAGAGGCGGUCCAGGAGCGCAUGAGGAGCGGACACGGGGAGCAGGCGGAGACUGAGGAAAAACGGUGCGUUCUGGAGACGGCUAGCGGCGCGCGGCUAAACCAUCCGCGUCCCAAAACCAACUCUCUCCUCGGAUUCACCCGUUUUCACGCAGAACUGUGGGCUGACGAUGCAGCGUGGACAUGGAGGCUCCUGAGUACCUGGACCUGGACGAGAUCGACUUCUCCGACGAUUCUGUGUAUUCUGUGUCGUCUCUGAAGAACAUCCCUGAGCUGUCGAGGAGGAGCGAUGGAGCCGAGGACAGAGCCCCGUCCGUCCCCUGGAGCCGCGGGGUUUCUGCUCACGCCUUGUCCGAGGUCCACAGUAAGUUCAGGCCGGUCAAACGAGUGUCUCCCCUGAAGCACCAGCCGGAGUCCGACCCGGGCGCCGACCCGAGCGCCGAGCCCCAGGACGCCAAACCCGCCGCCGCCACAGACGCCGCUAAAGAUGAGCCCGAGAAACCGCCGUGCGCCCAAACCGCCGGGUCGACCGCGCCCGGGCCGCACGCCGCCCGCCCGCCCGCCGAGCUCAAACACAAACCCGCCGGCGCCCCCCACGGUCUGUUUGGGGAACUGGAGCACUACGACCUGGACAUGGACGAGAUCCUGGACGUGCCCUACAUCAAGUCCAGCCCCAUGUCCACCACCCUGCCCCGGGCCGCACAGGAGAAGAGGAGCGCGGGAGGCAGCAGUGUGAGCGCCGCCGGGACCCUGGAGAGGAACCAGAGGGGCCCCAAAGCCUCGUCUCUGCCCCACACCGAGGCUCUGUCCCUGGGCAGCAGCAGCAGUGCGCAGACGCCGUUCUGCGUCCUUUCUCCGGUGAAAUGGUCUGACCUGAGGAAGUCUCGCUCCGUGGAUCCAGACCUCCAUCACCUCCAGCGCUCAGGGGCCUCGGCCGGAGCCUUCACCCCCACAGAGGUGCACUGCUCUGGGCUGCUCAGCUGCUCCUCCUCCCUGUCCUCCUUCUCUGACACCGGAUCUCACUCAGAAAAGCUCUUGUCCGCUCGCGUGUUUCCGGACGUCCAGAGGGCCGGGGGUGAAGCAGGGGGCUCGGGUCUGAUGUUUGCCCAGGGAGGGUGCGCCGUGACCAGGCAGGACCCGUCCAAACCCUGGACCCCCGGAGGACCUGCUCCAGAGAUGGACGAGGAGACCAAGAGGAACCAGAACAUCCUCAACAUCGUCAGAGAAGGACAGAUCUCUCUGCUGCCUCACCUGGCGGCCGAUAACCUGGAGCAGAUCAGAGACGAGCAGAACAACAACCUGCUGCACCUGUCGGCGUCGCAGGGUCACAGCGAGUGUCUGCAGCACCUGACGUCUCUGAUGGGAGAAGACGGACUGAACGAACGCAACCGAGACCAGCUCACCCCCGCCGGGCUCGCCGUCAAGAACGGGCAUCUGGAGUGUGUUCGUUGGAUGGUGAGUGAAACUGAAGCCAUCGCAGAACUGAGCUGCACCAGAGAAUUCCCCAGCCUCAUCCACUACGCCGCCCAGUACGGACAGGAGAAAGUUCUUCUGUGGCUGUUGCAGUUUAUGCAGGAACAGGCCAUUUCUCUGGACGAAGCCGAUCUCCACGGAAACACAGCAGUGCACACGGCCGCACAACACGGACACCUCACCUGUAUACAGACCCUGGUGGAGUACGGCUCAAACGUGACGGUGUUGAACCAGCAGGGGGAGCGAGCGUCUCAGUGCGCAGAGAGACACGGACACACUUCCUGCGCUCGGUACCUGGUCGUCGUGGAAACCUGCAUGAGUCUGGCCUCACAGGUGGUCAAGCUCACCAAGCAGCUGAGCGAACAGGCCGUGGAGAGGAUUUCUCUACAGAAGCAGCUCCAGAGACUCAUGGACCCAAACAAGACGGAGAGCUCCCCCUGCAGGUCUCCAGGUUCCCAUCAUGCCUCGGGGGAGUCGUGGCCGGAGCUUCUGCUGACGGCCGAGGUGAAUCCCGGAGACGGAGCGUGGACGGUGAGACCUCCAGAGCAGAGACCCGUGUGAGGCGCCGUGUCCCAGAGACCGACUCCCCGCGGCGGGAACGACGAGCCGCGACGCCCCCGGCCCCCCCGGCCCCCCGGCCCCCCCGGAGCCCCCGGAGCCCCCGGAGCCCCCCGCAGGAGAGAACUCAAACUGCAACGAUUCAAAAACCUCAACCACAGAACCAUGAGCGAGUCCGACACCGAGACCACGACGGAGCAGAGCAACGGCACCUACGGGCUUCAGUCUGACGAGGUGAAACCCGCCUGUGGUCUGCGCCCGUCGCACCUGCCGCUGUCGUCCGACGAGUCCGUCCCCGACCACCUGCACCUCAUGAUGAAGAAACACCUGCCCCACUCGUCCUCCAUCUCCUCCUCCCUCUCCUCCUCCUCGUCUUCCUCGGAGCAGCGUAAAGCCGCGUUUUCCAUCCGAGAAUCCAAAAGUCUGGAAAACUACGGCGGUUACUCGCUCCAGGACCACCCGCCCCACGAACCCGCCGCCGCCGAGGACCCCAACAAGGCCGCCACCAGCCCCAAGAGCGCCCUGAAGUCCCCGUCCUCCCGCCGGAAAACCGCCCCCAACCUCAAACUCCGAGUGACGUUUGAUGAGCAGAUGAUCCACAAAAACAGCAGCGGCGCCGCCGCGAGCCAGCAGGGGGCGGAGCCACGGCCGCAGGAGGCGGAGCCCAGGACGCAGCACAAGAGGUCCUUCGGAACGUUCAGGUCCAUCAUGGGAACGCUGAGCGGGAACGCCAACCACAGCAAUAACAACAACAGCGGCGGGACGGCAGCCAAUCAGAGCGCGGCGAGCAGGAAGGGAGGCAGUCCAGGAGGGGGCGCUAGAGGCAAGAGCCGCAGCAGCAACGUUUAAACGAAACAAAGUGGGAAAUCUGAAGGGUUUAAAAUACAGUUUCAUUUACAGACACGACACCUGAUUUAUUCUCAAACAUUUAGUUCAUUAUAAAGAGUCAAAGACUUGAGGCCUUUUCAUAUUUCACAACAACAGAAGAACUUUGUUCUUCUUCUGGAGGUGAUAAAGUUCUGCUCAGCUGAAGAGUCCAGAACAAACCACAAGAACAACAGGAUCUGGACCAACAAAAGGACCAACCUCAUUUUGUUUGUCCAGAUCUGGGAGCAACAACAAAGUUCUGAUGAAAUGUGACUGGGCCUUUACUCCUGAUUCUCCAACAGUAAAACAUCUUCAUGUUCAGAGCUGCUGGUGCCACAGAUCUGUGCAGGAGAAACACGUUCGACUCAGACGGACAAUCAGGACUGUGUCUUUAAGUCUCGACAUUUCACAUUUUACAGAUUAAAAGUUUGUUAAAAGUCUCAGGUCACAAAUCAGGACUUUUGUGAAAGAGUCUGGACGUGUGGCCUCCCGACCAGCAGAGGGCGACCUGCUCCAAGUUUAUUUAUGUGGAUUUAAAAUGUGAAAUAUCACGAACAGGUUUUUAUGACUCAACUCAGUCGUCCCCGAAACAAAGGAGAAAUUCAAUUUAUCAACUGGACAAACGAGAAGAACAGACCUGAGCCACAGAAAAGAAACAGUUUGAGAGGAAAGAGAAUCGUUCUUUAAACAUCUAUAAACAAACAACAGUCAGGUCCAGGUCAGGUCCAGAGGAGUGAAGGAUUCUUCUCCAAACUCAGGACAGACGAACAGGCCAAACUGUAAACAGGAGUGUGUGAGUGUGAGUGUGAGUGUAGCGCCCCCUGCAGGCAGAUAGACGUCAGUGACACCAGAGUCUGAACAGAAGUGAAGCAGCAGUUUGACGAGCUGAGGAACGUUGUUGUUCUUGUACCUGAGCCUCUUGUGUUUAGACAAAGUGUGAACAGUUUUCCUGACGCAUGUUCCUCUUCAACAAAUCCAAAUACUCCAUGAAAUGACUUUUAUUUUCCACACGUUCCAUUUAAGACACAAAAGACCAAACCUCCAAACUCUGCAGCACCACACGCUCCUGAACCUCCUGAACCUCCUGAACCUCCUGAUCCUCCUGAUCCUCCUGAUCCUCCUGAACCUCCUGAACCUCCUGAACCUCCUGAUCCUCCUGAACCUCCUGAAUCCUCCUGAUCCUCCUGAUCCUCCUGAACCUCCUGAUCCUCCUGAACCUCCUGAACCUCCUGAUCCUCCUGAUCCUCCUGAACCUCCUGAUCCUCCUGAUCCUCCU
Molecule: messenger RNA, 4195 nt
Organism: Boleophthalmus pectinirostris (great blue-spotted mudskipper)
Lineage: Eukaryota; Metazoa; Chordata; Actinopteri; Gobiiformes; Gobiidae
Gene: sncaip
Product: synuclein, alpha interacting protein
Molecular function (GO): ubiquitin protein ligase binding
Source: RefSeq, a predicted model, not a curated record